AAAAAAAGAAAAAAAUCUAUCGAAUUCAGGAGAACAAAUUUUCAAAUUUAAGGUGUUUAAAUUCCCAGUGCUAAAAAAACUUCAUAAUAAAAAAAACGGAAGCAUAAAAAAGUAAACAACAUGAUUAAUUGUCGCUGCCAGUGUCACGCAAUCCGCUGCGUGCCUCCGUUCUCGUACCGGCUGUCCCAACGCUGCACCCGACCCGUGUGCCCUCCGCGAAUCCCAAUUUAUCGCCGCCAGCCGCCCUGCCGCUCGCUGUUCCGAAAAUUUUUCCUCCGGGGUGACAUUCCCAUAUCUCGUUACUUCGGCCCGAACGCGUCCAAGCAGUUCAUCAAGUGGCACGUCCCGGCGGAGAACUUGGAUUACCAGCGCUACCUGCCGCUGUUCUUCGACGGCCUCUGCGAGCGGACCUUUCCCUAUCGAGAGUUCGCCCGGAAUGGGGCACGUGACAUGAUUGCAGUGGCCAAAGAAAAACAGCUGCUGUGCUGCUUACCGAUGCUGAUACUGCCGGCGAAACGAGCCCUGCAUACGAAGGAUCCGGACGUUAUAAUUGCAACGUUAAGAGUCCUCCAGCAGCUGGUGCAAGCGGGUCCCCGAAUCGGUCAGUGUCUGGUUCCGUACUACCGCCAGCUGUUACCCAUGCUGAAUCUGUUUUGCACGGUCAACGUGAAUCUGGGCGAUAAGAUCGACUUCCAGGGGGGCCACCGGUUGGGGGAUGUGAUCUGUGAAACGUUAGCCACGUUGGAGCGCACCGGCGGCAAAGAUGCCUAUUUGAACAUCAAGUAUAUGGUUCCAACGUACGAGAGCUGUGUGCUGAAUAAAUGAACCCAUCUGCGAAAAAGAGGUUCUGCUUCGUGGAUGGACAUGUCGGCGCACUCCCAUCGGGGCCCGAUAUACCCAACCGCAGAAAUUCAUCAUCAAAUGAUGUGGAACGCUGUAUAUUUCAGGUGGCAUUCGUCGUUCCGCCAUAUUGAGAGGCCAGAUUGAGUCCGUGUUCGUGGAAAAUGGGUACGAAAACAACUCCAACUUUGGUACAGUCUUAAUUUGGAUGGAUUACAGCUUUGAACAUAAUAAUACACUUCAGGAUCUGAAUUAUUCAGCGGUGAGACAUUCAAAAUUUUGGGCAAUGCUGAAGCAAACCGCUACUGCUUAAAAUGUUUGAUCACAUAGAGAAAUAAAACGGAUACGCCCAAUGUUUCGUUGUAACUGG
Molecule: messenger RNA, 1210 nt
Organism: Toxorhynchites rutilus septentrionalis
Lineage: Eukaryota; Metazoa; Arthropoda; Insecta; Diptera; Culicidae
Product: parkin coregulated gene protein-like
Exons: 5
Coding region: 121-825 (234 amino acids)
Molecular function (GO): Hsp90 protein binding; Hsp70 protein binding
Source: RefSeq, a predicted model, not a curated record